AAGGCGAGAUGCGCGCGCUGGGCCGGGUCCUGCUGUGGCUGCAGCUCUGCGCGCUGACCCGGGCCGCCUACAAAAUCUGGGUCCCCAAUACCGACUUUGAUGCUGCCGAAAACUGGAGCCAGAACCGGACCCCGUGUGCGGGCGCCGCCGUCGAGUUCCCAGCGGACAAGAUGGUAUCAGUUCUGGUGCGAGAAGCUCACAGCGUCGCCAACAUGCUCCUGCCACUGGACGGGGAACUCGUUCUGGCCUCAGGAGCCAGAUUCAGCGCCUCCGACACCAGCUCGGACCUGGACUGCAGCGCAGGUGCCCCUGCCGUCUUCCUCGACCCCGACCGCUUCUCCUGGCACGACCCGCGCUCGUGGCGCUCCGAGUUCGCGGCUCACGGCCUCUUCUCCGUGGACGCCGAACGCGUGCCCUGCCGCCACGACGACGUCGUCUUCCCGCCCGACACCUCCUUCCGGGUGGACCUCGGCCCGGACGCCCGCACCGUGCGCGUCCACAGCGUCUCGGCCCUGGGCCAGAAUUUCACGCGCGACGAGGACCUGACUGUUUUCCUGGAGUCUCGCGCCGGCCGCCUGCGCUUUCACGGUCCGGGCACGCUGAGCGUGGGCUCCGAGGCCUGCGCUGACCGGUCGGGCUGCGUCUGCGGCAACGCCGAGGUGCAGCCGGGGAUCUGCGCGGCCCUGCUCCAGCCCCUGGGCGGCCGCUGCCCCUCGGCCGCCUGCCGUGACGCCCUCCGACCGCAGGGGCAGUGCUGCGACCUCUGCGGAGCCGUCGUGUCGCUGACCUACGGCCCUGCCUUUGACCUGGAGAGGUUCCGGGCGCGGCUGCUGCACGACUUCUUGACCUUGCCCCAGUACCAGGGCCUGCGAGUGGCCGUGUCUAAGUCCGUGGGUACUCCGCCCGCUGCGCCACCCCCCUUGCCCCUGCCUCACAGUAGCUGGGAGGGCAUUGGUGACAGUUGCUACGUGAGUGGCGGUCCUCAGAGCCCGUCCCCGCCAGCUGCGUGGCAGGCCACCAAGGGCAACCCUGAGCCCUACGUGGUGGCUAGUGGCUUCCCGCCCUGUGACCCAGAACUGGUGACGGCGCGAACGGCACAGCUCUCCCACACUCUCCGCAGUCCCAGGAAGCAGUUUGGGGACGGAGGGCGCAGGCUCGUGACCGGGGCCGUCCGCUUCCUGAGCAGAGCGGUGCCAGGGCCCCCUGGGACCUCUCGGCUUGUUCUGGGCGGAGGAGGCCGGGUGCUGGCCCCUCGUGUGCAAACGGAACAGCGUCACCUCACCUCACAGCUGCGUAGGCGAAGGGUCCGGUCUCCUGCCACGAACAACGCGGCCUGA
Pteropus alecto (black flying fox) is the source of this 1337-nucleotide messenger RNA. It is a transcript of the gene AMN, whose product is annotated as amnion associated transmembrane protein. Bases 9 to 1337 code for a protein of 442 amino acids. Gene Ontology annotation, cellular component: endocytic vesicle; apical plasma membrane. The record is from RefSeq and is a predicted model, not a curated record. Gene Ontology annotation, biological process: intracellular protein localization; receptor-mediated endocytosis. The transcript is spliced from 11 exons. Lineage: Eukaryota; Metazoa; Chordata; Mammalia; Chiroptera; Pteropodidae.